AUGCCUCUACAACCACUCUGGGAAUCCCAUGAAAUGUACCAGAGGUCGUUUCAGGCAUUAAUCGACAACUCAACGGCCAGAGGACCAGCUAUCCUUAACUUUACACAAGACGGGAUAAGGCAGGCCAUGCUGAAAAUUAUUGACAAGAUGAACAUCGACGAGCCACUUAAAGUGUUGGGCAUUGGGAGUGGAAGCGGAGAGAAUGAUCUCCUCAUUCUUCAAACUAUGGCGGAGAUCCUCGUAUCACAGAAGAAGAAAAGACCUGCUAUCCAUAACGUGAUCGUUGAGCCGAGCUCGGUUCUCUUAGAUCAAUUCAAAAUGAAGGCUUCUUCGCUGCCGUCAUCAUUAAAGAGCGUAGCCAAUGUUUCCUUCGAAUCGCAGCAGAAAACGUUCAGUGAAUUCAACCAAGAAACCUCCAUCGAAAAGAAAAGUUUCGAUUUUAUUCAUUUUGUCCACAGUAUCCGUUACUCGGAUCUGGAGCUUGCGCUGCGAUCAUGCUUCGAACAAUGGCUAAAAGCUGAACACGGAGUCGUGGUUUGCUAUGUUCAUACCGAGAAUUCAUACCUUGCUAAAGUCAGUAAGAAGUUUAAAGGAAAAUUGAGCUGUGGCUCGGAAGUUAUGGCCUUCUACACGCAUGAAGAGCUGGCUGCCAUUGCGGAGAAAAACAGCUGGAAUUAUUGUGUCCCGCUAAAGGAAAAAUAUCAGAUCAAUGUGACGGCCUGCCUACUAAAGCAAACGUCAGCCGAGUCCGAUCCGCUUAUCGAUUUCCUAAGUCAUCAACAAAAUUUCCGAGCAAAUGCCGAGCAAGAAUUGUUUAACAGUUGGAUGGAGAUGACCGAAUCCUUGGCUUUCACGGACGACAACGAUGAAAAGUUUGUUGCAGGGGAAAAUGCAGUAGUUAUAAUCAAUAAGUAG
Orbicella faveolata is the source of this 915-nucleotide messenger RNA. RefSeq names its product histamine N-methyltransferase A-like. The record is from RefSeq and is a predicted model, not a curated record. Lineage: Eukaryota; Metazoa; Cnidaria; Anthozoa; Scleractinia; Merulinidae.